UAGUACGGCGCGUGGUGCAGCAUGGGCGCUUUAAAAAUGGCGGAUACCGCUGACUGAAAUCUCGUCGCGCACGAUGGUGGAGACCGGAGACACCGCGGAAACGUCCAUCGUCCGAUCCGCGAAGCAGGAGGGAAUCUACGCCGCAGUAUUUUUAAGCACUGUCGCGAGUAUUUCUGCCCUUGCUGGCUUUGCCAGAGCGAUAUCAGCAGCGAGAAGACAGGAUCCGAGAUACUUUGGAGAAGGACUCGCUGGUAUUAAAGGAGUUCAUGAAACUGGAGCCUCAUUGGCGAUACGAGCCCUUGGCUGGGGCUCGCUCUACGCUGUUACAGGAUGUAGUAUACUUUUCUAUGGAAUCUGGAAGAUCUCUGGAGCCACUAAUGCAGAAGAAUUUAGGUUCAAGAUGGGUUCCCUGCUACCAAAGAUACCUAAGAAUAAUCCACCUCAAAGCAGAACAGAGUUUGAAGGCUUGACAGACCUGUUGACGUACAUCUCUGAAGACUGGGGACAAGAUAAACGGAAAUAAAAUCGAUGUGCAUAUCUCCGUGACUGGAUUAUUGGUCACCACCGUCAACAUUUGGUAGCGUGCGAGUGGCGUGAUCACUUGAAGAUCAUACGAUUGUAUGCACGACCGUGAGUCACGCAUGAACUUACCGCACGUUAAAUAACGUAACGGAAAUGUUGGAAAAUUUUCAAGUUCUGUAAAAUUGUAUUAAAUGUUGUUACGAAUUAUACAGAAAUCUAUGGAAAACAAUUCCACGCACUUAUCAUAUUCAUUAUUACCUAAUAAAAAAGUCGUUAAAGGAAAGUAGAGUUAUAUAAAAUUAUAAUAAGCUAUUUAAGAAAAAAAAUGCUACGUCAUGUCAACUAUGUCAAUGUGUUCAAUCAAUAAUUAUUCACGGAAUUACAUCUU
Molecule: messenger RNA, 910 nt
Organism: Ooceraea biroi (clonal raider ant)
Lineage: Eukaryota; Metazoa; Arthropoda; Insecta; Hymenoptera; Formicidae
Product: transmembrane protein 242
Source: RefSeq, a predicted model, not a curated record